AUGUAUAGCGUGAGCAAGCUUACAUCUCAUAGAUUGGCAAUUGAUGGAGAGUUCUCCGAUUUAAUGAUCGUAUGCCCCGGGCGAUACUUCCCAACUCAUCGGAUAGAGCAAGAUACAAGAACCAUAAGAUUGAUAGACGAUGAUCCUGAAAUCGUUGCCAAGAUGAUUGGAUUUAUGUAUCAGCUCGAUUAUAACGAUAAGUCGUAUGAGGAGGAUUGGAUGCGAGGAUCUGUUUUAGGUGUGCUUCUGUUGGUCGAACAGCAGAGUGCUACAAGUGAACAAGAGACUGGGAUCAGACCUACGACUGAAGCAGCGGGCGGGUACGACACGCAAAACAAUCAGGAGACGCGAACACUAUUGCAAGCUUUGCAAUGA
Molecule: messenger RNA, 375 nt
Organism: Pseudovirgaria hyperparasitica
Lineage: Eukaryota; Fungi; Ascomycota; Dothideomycetes; Acrospermales; Acrospermaceae
Exons: 2
Coding region: 1-375 (124 amino acids)
Source: RefSeq, a predicted model, not a curated record